UUAUAUGACCCUUGUAUGCAUACAGGAUGUUGCCCGAAAAAAUGGCACCCCCCCAGCUCUGUAAACUCAUUGCAGAAUAGUGAAACUAGCCAGUCGGUAAGAGAGCCUAAAGCGCAACAUCAGGCCAACAGACAGAAGAGUUAGCAGGCCAACAGAUAAUCGCGGAAUCGGUCCUAAUGGAGCUUUCUGAAGGGUCUCAAUCCUUUACACAGCUUCUCCGGGGGAUAGAUGAUUUCGAACAGCAUUCGUCAGAGGGGGAUUCUCAGAAUCAAACUGCGUGCAGCCCUUUAAGUAGCCAAUCCCCAUCACACUAUUGUCGACCGGACAGACCCAAAAGAAGGAUCACGGGUGCUUCAUGUACUCUGAACGAUGACAUCGAUGCUAUUCUGCCUUUCUGUUCGAACGGGUUUACCCUAACUCCCCCAGGAACCAAGCUACAUAUUUCCGCCCCAAACAUGGCACAACAUCUGCGCAAGUGCAUUGCGCAGAACCCCCCCGGCCCGAAAAGUUACUGCUUCAAGAAACGGCCCUAUACGGACAAGACUCCAAUGAGACAUGCCAUGCAGAAUCUGCAAGGCCUGGUGAAAAAAGUCUAAAGCCCCCGGUUUCCGUGAUUCGUCAGAACAGCCCGCGUCAAAAAAGCCAAGACUCCUCCCCGGCGUAUAAUGGCACAGAAGACCAUACACACCGAGAACACGCAGAGGAUUUCGGCACGCCAGACAUUCACAAUAAAACAACAAAACCGGAUGAUUUCAACGUUUUAAAUGACAUUCCUGAGGUAGACGACUGGAUAUUCUGUAACGCAGCCAAUCUUCUUGAUUCCUCCAAUUCUUAUGUAGAAACACCCAAACCUGAAAUAGACCAAGCUGGGUUUAUCAAUGCCUUUUCAAAGGCUCUAAAAUCCAGAAAUGUCUUGCUACACAAACGAAUGGUUAAUUUACUCGAGCGGCAAUACAGUCAGGAUCUAUCCUUCUGGCGUAGAACAAUUGUCACGAAUCCCACAGAAGGUGGCUCCCCUGCCUGCUCGGGCGGCGCUCGGCGGUCGUCGUCGCCGGCCUACUAGCCGCCGCUGAUCCCUUUUUCCUUUUCUGUUGGUAUGUCUUAUUGUUUGCACCUGUUCCUUAUUUGUGUGCGUUGAUUUGUGGUUAUUUAAGCCUGUUUAGCCCGCCCAGGUUUGUGCGGGAUUAUUUUAUCGUCAGUGUGCUUGUUUCAUGUGCUGGCGAUCUGCUUGGUUUAUUUUCUUUCCGGACUGUGUGCCCGUUGUGUAUGGGUUGGGAAUUUUGUUCACACGCCUGUUGUGUUGGCGUCGACCAUGUCGUACCAGAGAAAAUAAAUCUCAUUUUUCCUUACCUCUGCUCUCUGCGCCUGACUCCUACCACCACUCCUAGCAUUCGUGACAACAAUGCCCCGUUUGUUAAGCAACAAACCGUUUAAAAAACGCAAAUACCGGCGGUAAAAACAGUUACCGAAAUGGACAUGCCAAUAAUUGAGACAGUUGAAAGCCUUUUGGCGAAAAUACCCCCCGAUCUACAAGCUUUAAUUGAACGGAUGAACGAGGGUGGGGUAUCAGACAUAAUUCCGAUAGACGAAAAUCUAUUUUCCCAAAUUCCCGCCGACCUAAUUGAAAUAAUUAAACAUAUGAACGAGUCAGGAACAACCUAUGAAAACCAAUUAUUGCAAAUCCCGCCCGCCCUAGUUUUUUUAAUAAACCAGAUGAACGAGAGCAUGAGAUCUUCUACACCGGAACCCGCACACACCCCGCCAUUAACGCCCAUGUCAGAAGAGUCUGUAACGCAAUAUGAUGUUUUUGGCCGUACCAAUGCUUUGACCUUGCGGUAUGUAGCGCAACCAGACGAGACAAUAGGAUAUGUAGAUUUUACAUCUCUUUAUCCUCAUGUAAUGAGUUCCUCAUGCUAUCCUAUGGGGCAUCCUAAAAUUAUUCACCGUGACUUUGACUUACCCCAAAACUAUUUUGGUCUGAUCAAAGCAACUGUCUACCCACCUAGGGGUUUGUUUAUACCAGUGUUGCCUUACAAGGGACCUCAAGGAAAACUUUUCUUUCCCCUAUGUCGCACCUGCAGUGAAAACAACAACCAGGAAAAGCCUUGUGAUCACUCAGAUCAGGAAAGAGCCCUCACAGGUGUCUGGGUUACACCUGAAUUCUCAAAGGCUCUAGAUAAGGGGUACCGUGUGGCCAAAAUCUUUGAAGUGUGGAACUUUUCCAUGAAAUCAGACACUCUUUUUAAAGAGUACAUCAAGACCUUCUUGAGAUGCAAGCAAAUGGCUUCAAGCUAUCCUGCAUCCGUCACAGAUCAAGAGAGCAAAGACAAGUACAUUCGAGACUAUCAUGACACAGAAGGCAUACUUCUUGACCCCGACCGAAUAGAGGUCAACAAGACCAAACGAAAUGUGUCGAAAUUGUACUUAAACUCGCUUUGGGGGAAGCUUUCGCAGAGAUGCAAUAUGCUAAGAUCGUCGAUCAUUAAAGACCCCGAAGAAUUUUUGGAAUUUGUUUUUUCGGACCAAUACGAAAUUUCACAUUUUUCAUUCUUGAGUCAAGACAUUGCCCUGGUGCAAUGGAGACAUAACAAGAAGUGGGUUCUACCCCCGGGUAAUGUAAAUGUGUUUCUUGCAGCAUUUACCACGGCCUAUUGCCGACUUCAACUGUACGCCCUCAUGGAGCAGCUUCAGAGGAGGGUUCUUUACCGUGACACAGACUCUGUGGUCUAUGUAAGCAAACAGGGUGACUGGACCCCCCACUUAGCAACUAUCUGGGUGGUUUAACGAGUGAACUCAAAGAUGGUGACCAUAUCACAGAAUGGUCCUCCUGUGGGCCCAAAAGCUAUGCUUUUAGGACUAAAUACAAUCACGUGGUGUUGAAAGACAAAGGCGUGACUCAAAACUACGAAAAUGCCCCGCGUGUAAACUUGGAAUCAAUCACACACUUGGUCGAGGGGUUCAUAAACGAUCGGAAUAGUGACUUGGAGAUUUUGAGCUCCUACAAAAACAUUGUUAGGGAUAAAAAGGGAUUUCAUCUCAGGAAUGCCCCAGUUACUAAAAGAUUCAGGGUAGUCUAUGACAAGAGACUGCUUUUACCUAACGGGACCACACUGCCCUUUGGCUACUGACUUAUGCUACAAGCCCCAGUGUGUCUUAAAGCUUAAGAUAUAAUGGCUGCUGUAGAAGGUUUUGACCCCCGGUUGCAACUACCAUUUUCGGCCUUAAUCUCAGGCCCCUCCAACAGUGGUAAAACUUGUUUUGUAAAAAGUAUUUUAGAGAAUUCUGAACAUGUGUUAUCUCAGAAGCCUGACAAUAUUGUGUGGUGUUAUUCAUGUUAUCAUGAUGAAUUGUUGAAGAAAAUAAAAAUCAAGUUUGUUGAAGGAA
Messenger RNA from Salmo salar (Atlantic salmon), 3384 nucleotides. Lineage: Eukaryota; Metazoa; Chordata; Actinopteri; Salmoniformes; Salmonidae. The record is from RefSeq and is a predicted model, not a curated record.